Molecule: messenger RNA, 855 nt
Organism: Aspergillus nomiae NRRL 13137
Lineage: Eukaryota; Fungi; Ascomycota; Eurotiomycetes; Eurotiales; Aspergillaceae
Exons: 5
Source: RefSeq, a predicted model, not a curated record
ACUGUCCCCGCCUUGAUCUCUGUUCUUCAAGUAUACAUCAACAAUGUCAUAUUAUGCACUUUCAUUCCUACCACUUCUCUCUACCUUGAAAUCUUUUUUGAAGAUAUGGUAAACCCAGUGGGAGGUCACGGCCCGACUCUUCUGAUUGUUACUUGGGUGGAAUUCUCCAUUGCACUCUCCCUAUUGCUGGCACGGGUAUACACGACACUGCGAAUAACGCGGCGCACCCGGAUCGAUCUAUAUCUAACACUUUUCACCUUUGCCGUUGGCACCGAGAGCCUUAUUGCGUUAACUCUGAGCAUCCUCCACGGCCUCGGUCAAGAUGCGACAAUCCUGACACAAGAUCAAGCCGCUAUGGCCAUAAAAUGGAGUUGGGUGAACCAGUUGUCGGCUCUUUUCGCCAUCGCGAUGGGGAAGCUAGCCAUUGUGGCUUUUCUGCAGCAUCUCCAUGGCCCCGAGGACCGCUGGAAAGUAGCGAUACUAUGGAUAGUGGCGUUCAGUAAUCUUGUGAUCAAUGUUAUCAUUAUACUUAUCGUGUUGACUCAGUGCCAACCGUUGAGCAAGCUAUGGGAUGACAGACAUCCUGGGACUUGUGAUUAUCUCCGGACUCAGAAUUGUGCUUUUUUCCAAGGGAGCUGGUCUGCUUUGUGCGAUCUUAUCCUUGCCUUAUAUCCGGUCAGCUUUUUCUGGAACGUACAGCUCAGAUUACCAGUGAAGACUGGGCUCUGCAUAUUGAUGGGGUUGGGAGUGAUCGCAUGCAUUUGUUCUAUUGUUAAAACAACCUACCUCCGCGUGCUCUCCAAGACCGAAAAUGUAACGUACUACUUGUCUCAGCUCAUCACAUGGAAUGAGUAA